AUGAGUCCAAUCGUGAAUCCUGAUGUAAUCGUGAAGAGCCCAGUAGUGAUGAGUCCAAUCGUGAAUCCUGAUGUAAUUGUGAAGAGUCCAUUAGUGAUGAGUCCAAUCGUGAAUCUUGUUGUAAUCGUGAAGAGCCCAAUAGUGAAGAGUCCAUUAGUGAUGAGUCCAAUCGUGAAUCCUGAUGUAAUCGUGAAGAGCCCAAUAGUGAUGAGUUCAAUCGUGAAUCCUGUUGUAAUCGUGAAGAGCCCAAUAGUGAAGAGUCCAUUAGUGAUGAGCCCAAUAGUGAAGAGUCCAUUAGUGAUGAGUCCAAUCGUGAAUACUGUUGUAAUCGUGAAGAGCCCAAUAGUGAAGAGUCCAUUAGUGAUGAGUCCAAUCGUGAAUCCUGCUGUAAUCGUGAAGAGCCCAAUAGUGAAGAGUCUAUUAGUGAUGAGUCCAAUCGUGAAUCCUGAUGUAAUCGUGAAGAGCCCAAUAGUGAAGAGUCCAUUGGUGAUGAGUCCAAUCGUGAAUCCUGUUGUAAUCGUGAAGAGCCUAAUAGCGAAGAGUCCAAUCGUGAAUACUGUUGUAAUCGUGAAGAGCUCAAUAGUGAAGAGUCCAAUCGUGAAGAAUCCUAUUGUAAUUGUGAAGAGUCCAUUAGUGAACAGUCGAAUCGUGAAAAAUCGUGAGGUGAAAAAUCGUUAUAAUCGUGAAGAGCCCAAUCGUGAAGAAUUCUGUGAAGAGCCCAAGAGUGAAGAGUCCAUUAGUGAAGAGUUCAAUCGUGAAGAGUCCAGCAGUGAAGAGUCCAAUCGUGAAGAGUCGAGUUGCACUUGUGAAGAGUCAUCGAGUUGUGAAGAGUCCAUUAGCAAAGAGUUCAGUUGUAGAGAAGAGAAAGGAAAAUGGAUUUCAUGCGAGAAGAAAUAG
Molecule: messenger RNA, 897 nt
Organism: Ctenocephalides felis (cat flea)
Lineage: Eukaryota; Metazoa; Arthropoda; Insecta; Siphonaptera; Pulicidae
Product: repetitive proline-rich cell wall protein 1-like
Exons: 1
Coding region: 1-897 (298 amino acids)
Source: RefSeq, a predicted model, not a curated record